Dermochelys coriacea (leatherback sea turtle) is the source of this 552-nucleotide messenger RNA. RefSeq names its product nuclear protein 2, transcriptional regulator (gene NUPR2). The record is from RefSeq and is a predicted model, not a curated record. NCBI's taxonomy places the organism in Eukaryota, Metazoa, Chordata, Testudines, Dermochelyidae. Gene Ontology annotation, cellular component: nucleus. The transcript has 2 exons. Bases 39 to 371 code for a protein of 110 amino acids. Gene Ontology annotation, biological process: regulation of transcription by RNA polymerase II; negative regulation of cell population proliferation; negative regulation of cell cycle.
GGCGGGACCGCGCUCAGCCAGAGCCGGGCUCGGCAGACAUGCGAGAGCCAGGGGCCCGGGAGGGGCCCGAGGCCCCGGACGCCGCCCGGCCGCCGCAGGCAGCGCCCCCUGAGGCGGAGGAGGCCGAGGCCCGCUACGACCCGUACGAGCGGUACAACGUGCGGGAGUGGAGCGGGCCGCGGGGCCCGGGCUCCGGCGGGAAGGGCCGCAGCCGCCGGGAGCGGGAGCUCCGCACCAACCGCUACCUCCCCGCCGGCCACGAGAGGAAGCUCGCCCAAAAGCUGCGCAACAGCCAGGCCAAGCGGCGCCGCUGGGAGCAGCGGGGGCCUCGCUCCACCCGGGCCGGGAGGCGCAGCGCCAGGGCUGACUAGAGGACCGGAUGUUAAACAUCUCCACGCAUUCCGACUGCUCUUCCCCUUAGGAAGAGGGAGUCCUGCUCAGGAGUGCUAUGCAAUGGGAUCUCCUUAACCUCACCUGUUGCACUGUUUAAAUACCAUGUCUUGUAGGACAAAUAAGUGACAUGUUUUUCCAAUAAGACCAAGGUCCUUGGUA